AAAACACCAACAGCAACAUACUUUCUUCUCCUUGAAAUUUUGGUUUUUUUAGAGAGAGAAGAGAGAAGGGGAUUAAAUUAAUCUAUACGUACAGGAUUCGAAUGUAUGUGAUUCCUACAUCGUAAUUCUCGAUUAGAGUUAGGUUUCGGCAUGGCGGCGACGGCGAUUCCGCCACCGGUGAUGCAGGCGCAGCCGGCUGUGAUGGCGGCUGCUCCGGCGGUGAUCCCCGGAGCGGUUCCAGGCGCAUUGUUCCCUAACUCGUCGCUCUACGUCGGCGAUCUGGACGCGGCGGUGGACGAGAGCAAGCUCUACGAUCUGUUCAGUCAGGUGGCGCCGGUCGCCUCCGUCAGGAUUUGCAGGGAUCUGACGCGCCGCUCCUCGCUCGGAUACGCCUAUGUCAAUUUCAACACUCCAAUUGACGCUUCUAAUGCGAGAGAUGCUUUGAAUUUCACUUAUGUCAAUGGAAAGCCUAUUAGGAUUAUGUUCUCUCACAGAGACCCUAGCCUCCGGAAAAGUGGAUAUGCUAACCUGUUCAUCAAGAAUUUGGAUCAAGCAAUCGACACAAAGGCUCUGUAUGACACCUUCUCUGCCUUCGGAACCGUGCUCUCUUGCAAGGUAGCUGUUGAUCACAAUGAGCAUUCAAAGGGCUAUGGAUUCGUGCAGUUUGAUAAGGAGGAAGCUGCGCAAAACGCCAUCAAACGGCUGAAUGGCAUGUUGCUAAAUGACAAGAAAGUCUACGUGGGCACUUUUGUUCGCCGACAGGAAAGGAACAGAGGGAAAGGAUCGCCAAAAUUCACAAACGUCUACGUGAAAAACUUGGCCGAAAGUGCCUCGGAUGAGAGCCUCAGGAAGAUGUUUGAUAAGUUUGGAAACAUCACUAGCGCCGUUAUUAUGAAGGAUGGAAAUGGGAAGUCGAAAUGCUUUGGCUUUGUGAAUUUUGAGAGCCCCGAUUCUGCGGCUGCUGCAGUUGAUAAUCUGAACGGAUCCUCCUUAGAUGAUAAGGUGUUGUAUGUUGGGAGGGCUGAGAAGAAGGCUGAUAGAGAGGCAGAGCUCAAAUCCCAGUUUGAACAAGAGAGGAAUAGUAGGUUCGAGAAACUAAAGGGCGCCAACCUUUACUUGAAGAAUCUUGAUGACAGCAUGAAUGACGAUAAGCUGAAGGAAUUAUUCUCAGAAUUUGGAACCAUUACAUCGUGCAAGCUCAUGCGUGAUUCAAAUGGAGUGAGCAAGGGUUCGGGUUUUGUGGCAUUUUCCAGUCCUGAAGAAGCCACCAAAGCUUUGAAUGAAAUGAAUGGGAAGAUUAUAGGGAGAAAACCUUUAUAUGUUGCAGUGGCUCAACGAAAAGAUGAAAGGAAAGCUUGGUUGCAGGCACAUUUUGCUCAGACGCGCUCCUCAGGUAGCAUGUCUCCACUUAUGCCGGGAUUCCACUCUGGCUCGCCAAGGCUUGCUCACCAGCAGGUUUAUUUUGGUCAAGUGGGUCCCGGGCUCAUUCCUCAGGCUCCCGGAUACGGAUUCCAGCAGCAGCACUUGCCCACUCUACAGCCGGGAGUCCCUUCGAAUUUCGUCUUGCCAUUUCAACUCCAGCAGCAAACUCAGCCUGGCCCGCGGCCAGGCCCCAGGAGAGGGGCAAAUCCUCCACAGCCACAGCAACAGAUAUACUCAAGUCAAGGUUUCAGCAGAUACAUGCCGAAUGCCCGAAACGGUGUCAACCCAUCGAUGGUUCCUCAAGGCCUAAUGGGACCAAUCAUGCCAUUACCACUUGAUGCAUCAUCUGCAGCGCCAGGAGGAGCUUCUCUAGACGUCCCGAUCUCGCUGCCAUUGUCUCGAUCAACGCUUGCCUCAGCCUUGGCUUCCGCUUCACCAGAAAACCAGCGCUUGAUGCUCGGCGAACAUCUCUACCCUCUGGUCGAGCGCCUUGAGUGCAUCCACGCGGGUAAAGUCACCGGCAUGCUGCUGGAGAUGGACCAAACUGAGGUGCUUCACCUGAUAGAAUCGCCGGACGCUCUCAAAAAGAAGGUCGUCGAGGCGAUGAAUGUGCUCCGUUUAGCAUCGGGGGGCUCCGGCGAUCAACUUGGCUCCUUGUCUUAAAUCAAUAAGCAAAACACCAAAACACACCCCUUUUUGCCUCGGCCUUGUUAAAGGUCUUUUUUUAUUUAUUCACUCUAGAAUAGAUAUAGGGAACUCAAUUUUUUUGCUGCAGCUUAACAAGCCUUAAUCCCCUUCUCUAGAAUAGAUAUUCAAUUUUGUUUUUUUUGGCCAGGGCUUGUUGAGGGUAAUUUAUCUUCUAUAUAUUUGAACUCCAAAAAUGGUUUAAAAUAAACAAAUAAUAGCAAACUGAUGAGUACUAAUAGCGUGAGAGCUUUAGUUGGAUGUUUAACGUGUUGAAUGUGAAUGAUGAAUGCAUUUUCAGAGGAAAUCAGGAUGGAUGUCUUCCUCUACUCUUUCAUCAUUCAUCCACAACUCUAAGAGAUGAUCAUCCUCUCUCUUUGAGUUCCGACAGUCGUCGUCCCCGUCUUCUGCAGUUAUGAAACUACUCCACUUCGAAACCGUGUCCUUGCCUGCUGCUAUGUUUCGAUGCGCUGGUUUCUCUCGAAUUUGUGUCAUGAAACUGUUCCUU
Salvia miltiorrhiza (redroot sage) is the source of this 2614-nucleotide messenger RNA. Its product is annotated as polyadenylate-binding protein 5-like. The record is from RefSeq and is a predicted model, not a curated record. The transcript is spliced from 7 exons. Lineage: Eukaryota; Viridiplantae; Streptophyta; Magnoliopsida; Lamiales; Lamiaceae. Gene Ontology annotation, cellular component: cytosol. Gene Ontology annotation, molecular function: mRNA binding. The coding region runs from base 151 to 2085 and encodes 644 amino acids.